Trichoplax adhaerens is the source of this 1233-nucleotide messenger RNA. RefSeq lists its product as uncharacterized. The record is from RefSeq and is a predicted model, not a curated record. The transcript is spliced from 11 exons. Bases 1 to 1233 code for a protein of 410 amino acids. Lineage: Eukaryota; Metazoa; Placozoa; Uniplacotomia; Trichoplacea; Trichoplacidae.
AUGAAAUUUUUACUGAUUCUGGCAAUUCUAUACUUAGAUAUUGUUGCAGCUGACAAAGCACCAGAGAAAAAUAUUGCUAGUGGAAAUUCAAUAUUUAAAUUAACGAUUAAGAAUCGACCUUACACGUCCAUUUAUAAAUAUACUUCAAAAGAGCCAUAUUUAUCUUUAGUCGCCGAAAUUAAAUAUGGGAUGAGAACAAUGUUUUUUGGAGCAGUUGGAAACUAUUAUGUUCCGCGCUUGGGGAAAGUAAGACCGUACGGCUACUGUGUUCCAUCUUCUAUAGCUCCAACUGCUGCUAAUAAUACAACACCAAUAAUUUUGCCAACUGACUGCAGAAUAUGUGAUGUUUUAAACGCAUCUUAUUUUUCCCUUUUUGGAUGCCGUUGUGGACAUUACAGCCAAACAAUAGUUCAAAUUAAGGCGAUUCUCUUCUUCAAUUACUCACUCAAUGCCGAUUUUCGAAGAGAAAAAAUUAAGCAAAUAUGGGAUAUAGCCAUGACUCACGGAUUUAUCGGCAACUUAAUGUUGGUACCUGAGCAGUGUGAAUUACAAUUAAAAUUGACGGUUCAAUUUAAAAGUACACUACCAUCGAUGAUCAAAAAUAUUACGCUAUCCAACAGCACUAAUUACGAAGCCAUUUUCCGCAGAGCAAUCCGCACCACGUCCGAAAUCGGCAAUGGACUUUCAUUAAUUGGUGCCAUUAUGACUAUUAUGACUUUGCGCUACUUCAGGCUGAUAAAGUUUACCAUAUUGUUAGGAUUUGGUAUUCCAGCCUUGGCGGUAGGAACUGCGGCAGUUUUAGAUGGCGAUAAUAUUUAUGAGAGGAAUGCUAAUGGAUUAAAAUCAUCAAUAAGUCAUCAUCGUAUCCGGACUAAAAUUACUAUGUCCCAAGUUCGAUCUUUAAUGGCAUUUGUUACCGCUUUAGGCCUAGCUUGGAUAUUUGUACUAUUGACUUAUAUUGAAGGGCCGACUGUUUUAAGGCACUGCUUUGAAGCAAUGUUUGUUACUUUUACAUCAUUGCAAGGUUUCUUUCUAUAUUACCUUUACUGUAUAUCUAAAAAAGAAAUCAGGAUUUGCUACUUGGAAUUGUUUGAUUAUAAACCUAAUAGUCAGACACCUACAAUAACAGUUUUCUUCUUCUUAGUUGUAUCAUUAAAAAGCAACGAUGAUUAUCUAGCUGUUGUUACUUAUAACCUAAUAAAAUCAGGAAAUAUUAAAAUACCAACCCGUUGA